Molecule: messenger RNA, 2326 nt
Organism: Polypterus senegalus (gray bichir)
Lineage: Eukaryota; Metazoa; Chordata; Cladistia; Polypteriformes; Polypteridae
Gene: pex12
Product: peroxisomal biogenesis factor 12
Exons: 3
Coding region: 242-1330 (362 amino acids)
Biological process (GO): protein monoubiquitination; protein import into peroxisome matrix
Cellular component (GO): peroxisomal importomer complex; peroxisomal membrane
Molecular function (GO): protein binding; zinc ion binding; ubiquitin-protein transferase activity
Source: RefSeq, a predicted model, not a curated record
CAUAUGAUUAGUGAACCGGAAGUUGAGUUAUGGACCUUUGCAUCCACAGUGCUGUGACUAUUUGUUGAGCACGAGUUGAUUAAUCUGAUGUUUUUUUAUUCCCCGGGAAAGCGGUUUACUUACUUAUUUGAUAGAAUAUGGGAUUACAGGGCUGUUUAAGGGGAGACUCCAUUUAUGGCGCAUUUGAUGUGUGGUAAAGUCGAGAACGCAUCGAUUUGAUUUGGACGCGGUUAACUUCGCCAUGGCUCAAAGAGCUGCGCACCUCACCACCGUCGUCGCAGAUCUGGACGACAGACCAUCAAUAUUUGAGGUUAUUGCCCAGGAAAGCCUCAUGGAAACUGUCAGACCAGCCUUGGAACACGCCAUUAAGGUCCUUGUGGAUGCCAACCCAGCCCGCUAUUGUUUCUUAUGGAAAUGGUUUGAUGAGAUCUAUACCGUGUUAAACCUCUUACUUCAGCAUCACUUUCUUUCCCAAGCAAGUGCUUCCUUUGCAGAAAACUUUUAUGGCAUGAAACGCAUGUCCUUAAGACGACCUUUGGUUUCUCAACCACCUGCCAGCCAGGGCCUUCCAAAAAAACAGCACUUGUAUUCCCUUCUUCUCCUAGUACUGUUUCCCUACAUACGGACAAAACUGGAAAAGUUUGCAUCUAGGCUAAGGGAAGAAGAUGACUAUGCUAUUCACCUCUCCGCCUCACCUAAGAAGAAGUUUUACAAGGCUUUUCUUGCAGCGUACCCCUUUGUCAGCAUGACUUGGGAGGGUUGGAUAUUCUCCCAGCAGUUGCUGUAUGUAUUUGGUAGGACUAAACAUCAUUCACCUCUUCUUAAGUUGGCUGGAGUGCGCCUUGCAUACCUCACAGCAGAUGAUAUCCGUGCACUUGAAAGUGUUCCUCCAAGUCCUGGAUCAGGUUUACAUCAAAGCUGUUCAGAGAAACUGAAGCUUUUUCUGAAUCAGACCAUUGGUAAAGUUGCCUCGUCUCUCUCAACGGGCCUCUCGGUUGGCGUCUUCUUCAUGCAGUUUCUCAGCUGGUGGUACUCCUCUGAAAACCAGGACACAAUUAAAUCAUUAACUUCUCUCCCAACCCCCCCUCCUCCUGUACAUUUGGAUCAACAAAAUAGUCCCUUAGAUGUACACGGGCAGAUGCCCCUUUGCCCUCUUUGUCAUAAGUUUUGCUCAAACGAUACCGCUUUGGCGACCUCUGGUUAUGUGUUCUGCUACCGCUGUGUUUAUACAUAUGUGAAACUUCAUCAGAGGUGUCCGCUGACUGGAUAUCCUACUGAACUCCAGCACCUUAUUAAGCUUUACUGCCCAGAGAGCGCAUCAGACCACUGAUAGUUUUAAAGUGAUUACUUCUGACAACCUUCAAUCCACCAGAUUCAUUUGGGAGCUGCCUUUUCCAUUACAGGUUAGAUAGCACAUAACCUUUUAUAAAAAUACAUUUUGAUAUAGGUAUCAGUUCAUAAUCCCUCAUCCUAAUUGAUUAUUGAGGUUUUGAUGGCUUAUUUUUCCACAACCCCAUUACAGAAUUCCGUAAGUACAAUUAAGUUAAUAUAGUCUUUAUUGACAGCUUUUGUAUGGAUGAUAUAAUAAAGCCUUCAUUUCAACCAUUAGUGAUUGUCUAAUGUAUUCUGAAAUAAGUCAUACUGGGAAAUGCUGUAGCGUCUAAAACUGAAAUAUCUAUCAAAAUGUCUGUGUUUAAUUGCAAUUAAUGUAAUCUUAUUCUUACAUAUUACCAGGUAACAUGAUAGUCUACUACUUAAUUUGAUAUAAAAUUCCAAUUCAUAAUUAUUUUUGGUAAUUUGCCCAUUAAUAUUUUAUGUUAAACCUGCAUUGUUAGUAUAACCUCACAUGUAGAUUUCUGUUGUGUUGUAAUCAUUAUUUCAUAAAGAGGUUGGCCUCAAUGAAAAUCUGCUGCCACUGUGGCCCCCCUUACCAAGUUCAGUAACUCUGAUUUAUUAUGCAAACCUCAGAAAAAUAACAUAGUAGCAGGUAAUAUUGCUCCUUCAGUAUGCCUAAACUUCCUUUCAUUUUCAGGAUGGGGUCACCUCAGUGUGGAGUUUUCAUAUUCUUUCUUUUACCUCCAAGGACCUCGGUGACCUCUCACUGUCCAGCUCUUCAGAGACACAAAGUUGGGUGGGCAAGCGUAUUUACAUUUCCUUGGGGUGUGUGGUGCGUCAUCCAGGGAUGUUUUCAGAUACUUGUAGGCUUCAGCUGCAUAGCUUUUAAAUUUAAAGUUAUGUUAAAUGUCUGUUUUCGGAAUCGUGGUAUAUUUUUUCUCAGACUGUAAACUAACUCAUACUGUAAUUAAAAAAUAUUUUUUUUGCUUUG